AUGAUGCAUAAUGAGGGACCUCCGGCCUCCCAAAUCUUGAAUGAUUCAUCACUUCAUAAUAAGCCCGAUGGCUUACGAUCGAAGGCAAAGGCAAAAGCCAAACGCCUGUUGAGGAUUGACGAUAGCGAUUUCACAUUCGAAGAUAAUGAAAAAGACGAAUUUUUUGACGCUGUGGUGGAGAAGAUCAAUCAGAGCCCAGCUUUCAACGCAGGCAAGCACGCCAAGGACGCUCAACAUGAUGGCGAUGAUGAGGAUGCGAUUGAGGACCAUCAAAAUAAUAUUGACUACUUCGAAAAGAGAGUUGACAAAAUCCAGCGAACCCGAGAGGAAAUGCGAGUUGCUUGGGUUACGGCCAGACAUGUUCACCGUGUUCGAGCUAUUGAUAGUAUUCCUCCGUCAUUCCCGCCCAUUCAGCAUUUUGAAAUGAAAGAUGAUCAUCGGUUCACAGAACUCAAAUGGGAAAAAUGGAUUGGAUAUAAACUUCUUCAUGGCUCACGCCCUUUCGCCGCGCAAUAUAUCGAUGAUCAUGAAGAACUUCUUUCUGAUAUAGACACUUUUCGCAGACACAUAGAAAGACUGAUUAUAGUUAGUGCUCCAUUGCAGGAAUUGGCAGUCGAUAUCAGGAAGAUUUACAGAUGGGAGGACAAUCGGCGAACAUCUAAAUGGUUGAUAUCAUAUCUAUUUCUUUGGUAUAAAUCAUAUUUAAUGUCAUAUUUGUAUGCGUAUAUUGUCUACGCGACUUUAAAGAACUACUAUUACCCUUCAUCAGUGUCUGCGUUGCGGGAUGAGUUUUCAAGAAAUAUUGAUCGAGGAACUACAGCUCUGAAGGCCGGAGAGCUCAUGGACCAGCAUGGAAGCAAAGACUGGCUAGGCCCUCUUUUGGACAAAAUUGGCCCAUAUCUACAGUUACAAAUUGCGGAUUUGGCCAACUUACUUGAGGUCUACGACAGUUUUAUUCACUUUCGUCGCCCACAGAAGACCUUUUACUCUCUUUUCCUUUUUGUAGCCGUGUUUCUACUUAGUGCAUGUGCUUCGAUGCAGUUUACCAUGAAGGUAUCUUGGGUUGUGGUCGGUCUCAUAUUUUUUGGCUGCUGGCCCAUUAGCUCUUUGUAUCCUCGAUAUCGCCUACUUGUUUCGCCGCUCAAGUGGGCUUUUUGGGAUAUUCCCACAUACCCAGAAUGGUCUUUCCAAUAUCUCCAGGAACGCGGAUUGUCUGUCUUAAGAGAAAUCAACUUAAACGCAUUGGAGAAAUCAACUGACCGAUUUGACAGUCCGGAGGUGAUGAUGAGACCAGUGGGCGAUGAUGCAAAUAGUUCCAAAGCCGAGACGAUUAAUUUUCAAACUCUUGGUAUGGGCACUAUGCAUGAAGAAUCUAAAGAUAUUAUGUCAUUUCGUUGCAUUUUGCAUCAUGUUCCAGGACAUAUCAUAAUUUCCACCAAAAUCAUUCGUUUUGAAGCUUUAGGUCAUAACAUUUUGCCCUGCAAAUCGUUCAAUAAGCCAUACAGCGAGUUAAUAGAAAUGUCAAAACAACAGACGAAAGAAUUACUGUUGGCUCCACUAGCGAAAAUGACUAUCGGAAAAGAUAAACUAGAGCUGAAAUUUCGCGGGGAAGCUGGUGGCGAUAUGCACAGUGCUAGCCACGAUGAGCAUGUGGUUGUACUACUCGAAAAUAUGAGGGGAAGGGAUAAGGCAUUCAAUAGUAUUAUAGGCUUCAGCGGGGUGAGAUGGCAGUGUUUGCAAAAGGCAUCGGGAAAACUUGCUAAAAUGGAGAAUGGAACAUCGAAUGCGAGCCCUACUUAG
Botrytis porri is the source of this 1800-nucleotide messenger RNA. RefSeq lists its product as uncharacterized. Gene Ontology annotation, biological process: apoptotic process; negative regulation of toll-like receptor 9 signaling pathway. NCBI's taxonomy places the organism in Eukaryota, Fungi, Ascomycota, Leotiomycetes, Helotiales, Sclerotiniaceae. The transcript is spliced from 4 exons. Bases 1 to 1800 code for a protein of 599 amino acids. The record is from RefSeq and is a predicted model, not a curated record.